AUGUCUCACGACCAUUAUUUUUGUCCACUCUGCACAUCUGCUAAUGUCUUUAAAAGUUAUUCGACUUUGUUUACUCACAUUCGGAAUGAACAUAGCGACAAAUCACCUUUCAUGAUUCGUUGUGAAUUAAAUGCAUUAUGUGGUUCUCGAUAUUCAUCUUUCGAUAGUUAUCGGCAACAUAUUUAUCGCUGUCAUCGCUCCCUCAUUGAUCCAUUUGAUAAUGAUCAUAGUGGUUCUGUAGCUAUUGAAAAAGCUUUGAAUGACAUCGGUGGAUCAUCUGUUGACUGUAUUUCAAGUAAUGAACCAGACCUUACUGUUGACUCAGAUGAAUUUAUUCAUCCUGAAGAAGAACUUAGUGAAAUUGAUUAUCAACCAAUUAAUUUUGGUCCUAUUUUAAAUAAUGUUUUUGAUCAAAACACAGGAUGUACCAAGCUUACAGCUUUUUAUACUUAUUUUCUUCUUGAAUUUCGGGAACAUCAUCUUCUGCCACAAAAAUUAGUACAAUUAAUCAUAUCUAAUAUUUGUAGUCUACUUGACAUAAUUAUCAAAAUUACUAAUGCAAAAACUUUGUCGGCAUGCGCUCCUGUUAUUGAUUUUGCAACUGUUUUAAGAGAGAUCAAUCAAAUCAUUAGUUUUAUUAGUAAAAACGAGUAUCAAUUUUUAAAACAAUGCACGGAACAUUUUGAUUAUCAACCACCAACUAAAAUUAUGUUGAACACAGCGGAAGAAUGUGCUAAUUAUGUUCCGUUGAAACAGAGUGUGUCAUGCAUGCUUCAUGAUGAUCAAUUAUUGCAGGCUAUAAUCGAUAAUAUUAAAUCUUUAUCAACUUGUACAGCCAAAGACAAAGAUUUAAUUAUAUCAAAUAGGCAGUGUCGUUCAGUUAGAUCAAAUCUCGUUCGUCCAACAAAUUCCAAUGCUUUAUUAUUGAAGCUAUAUACGGAUGGUAUUGACAUCACAAAUCCGAUAGGUCCUAAGAAAGAUUCACACAAAUUAACCUGCUUCUAUUAUCUUUUGGAUGAUUUACCUGAGAUCGUUCGAUCACAAGUUGAUUCAAUCGGUUUGCACUGUUUAUGUUAUACGAAAAAUUUGAAUAAUGACAACAGCAGAAGGAUGUUGAUGAACAUACUUGUUGAAGACCUAAAUAAACUUCAAAUUGAAGGCAUCUCAAUACCCCGUCUUUCGAGCAGAAUAUACUUUGUUUUCUCAACCUUUUGUGCUGACAAUUUAGCCUCGAAUGAAAUUGGUGGACUUCAAAAGAAUUUUAAUGGUGGACACUUUUGCAGGCAUUGUUUUAUUACUUAUGAAAACCGACAUAUUCCAUUAACCGAUAUCUCAUUUGUGCCUAGAAGUCGUUUAAAGCACGACAAAAUUGUUAAUCAUAUUAUUGCUAAUAAUGGUCGUCAAAUUGUUCAAGGUGUAAAGGGACUUAGCUGGUUUCAUGAUCUUAUUGGUUUUCAUUCGACUGAGUCUUUACCACCUGAUAUAAUGCAUGAUAUUGCAGAAGGUGCGUGUCCCCUGAUUACGUCUGCUUUACUGAAAGAAGCUGUUCAACAGCGACUUUUAACUCAUACAGAUAUCGAACAAAGCACAUCAAAUUUCGUUUAUGGUUUUUAUGACUCAUCGAAUAAACCUCCUCCAAUUAAAAAGCAACACCUAACUACUUCAUAUAUAGCUGGUACUGCUAGUCAAAAAUUAUGUCUGUUUCAAUUAUUUCCGGUCAUCUUUCACGACAUCAUUGAUCAUCUUACACUAAUGAUUUUAUACACUGUUUUGCGUGAAAUAAUCAGUUACGUGUAUUCCAAUCCAAUAAGGAAAUCUUGGAUAUCAUAUAUGAACGAAUUAUGUAAACGAUUUCAUGCUUUAAUGGUCGAACAUUUACCUGAUCUUGUAACACCAAAAGUCCACUUCAUUACUGAGUAUCCUCGCUCUAUUGAGAAACAUGGACUACCUAUAUUAAAUUCUUGCUUGCGUUUCGAAGCAAAACAUUUGUAUUUUAAACAAAUCGCCAGUCGUGCAUUUAAUUUUAAAAAUCCUCUACUGACUCUCGCAAAGCGCUAUCAAUUACGUAGCUGUUUAUUGAACAAGACAAAGUCAUUGUCCUUGUCAGCAGUCACAACAAUUCGAUCUUCUAAGUUAAUCGAGUGGUGUAAGUUGUCUCAUUCGAUUCAACAUUUGUUAAUGAAGGAUGUCAAUAAAAUUAAUACCAUUUAUGAAUGUAGUUCCAUUGAUUAUCAUCAUAUCAAUAUUAGACAAGGUUCAAUAGUUGUUCAUCAUCUCGCGCAUGCUGAAGAAAUCCCAGUGUUUUGCCAAAUUUAUUGUAUAUUAAAAGUCGAAGAUAAAUGCAUGAUAAUUGCAGAAAUCUUAGAUACCAUCUCAUUUAAUGAUAAAUUGUGGUCGUACCAAAUCGAAUUAACAGGAACAUUAAUUAAAAUUGAUAUUGAACACUGUUUUAGCAUAUUUCCUCAUUGUCUUGACUCUUAUGUUGUCGAACAAUCACAUUAUAUAAACAUAUUAACUCGUUUAACUAAAAAGUGA
Rotaria socialis is the source of this 2535-nucleotide messenger RNA. The record is from the annotation of a GenBank genome assembly. NCBI's taxonomy places the organism in Eukaryota, Metazoa, Rotifera, Eurotatoria, Philodinida, Philodinidae.